Messenger RNA from Ilex paraguariensis (yerba mate), 889 nucleotides. The record is from the annotation of a GenBank genome assembly. NCBI's taxonomy places the organism in Eukaryota, Viridiplantae, Streptophyta, Magnoliopsida, Aquifoliales, Aquifoliaceae.
GAAGAAAAAAGAGUUGCCAGAGCAGACUGAUCCGCCUUCUAUUCCUAUUAGUGAACUCUUCCCAUCUGGGGAGUUUCCCGAGGGUGAAAUUCAACAGUACAAGGACGAUAACUUAUGGAGGACCACAUCCGAGGAAAAGAGGGAGUUGGAGCGCCUGGAGAAACCCAUUUAUAAUUCAGUUCGACAAGCAGCAGAAGUUCAUCGUCAGGUACGCAAAUACAUCAAGAGUAUUUUAAAGCCUGGGAUGUUAAUGACUGACCUGUGUGAGACCCUGGAGAACACUGUCCGUAAGUUGAUAUCGGAGAAUGGUCUACAAGCAGGCAUUGCCUUCCCUACAGGAUGCUCGUUAAACUGGGUUGCAGCUCACUGGACCCCGAAUUCUGGAGAUAAAACUGUGCUUCAGUAUGAUGAUGUGAUGAAAUUGGAUUUUGGAACUCAUAUUGAUGGACAUAUAGUUGACUGUGCCUUUACAGUGGCAUUUAAUCCUAUGUUUGGUCCUUUGCUUGAGGCCUCACGUGAAGCCACAAACAUGGGUAUCAAGGAGUCAGGAAUUGACGUCCGCCUUUGUGAUGUUGGUGCUGCAAUCCAAGAAGUCAUGGAAUCAUAUGAGGUGGAAAUUAAUGGAAAGGUGUUUCAAGAGAUGCUUAGUGGGGGAGAUUAUGAGGUCCUCUACUUUUUAUGUGGUCUUGCUUGGGAAAUUACUAUGGAGAUUCACGGCCUACUUGCUUAUGGAUUAUGGACCCUCUUCAUGGUGGCCUCCAAUACGGAGGCAUCUGAUUGGGAGUUUUUAUGCAGUGGUACACUGAUGUGGCAUCCUGCCUUUGGAGGAAUCAACACGAUUGGAAGAGCAGCCAGUGGUGGAACUACUGGGGCAUUUGUGGGGGGUUGA